AAUAUUUGAAAUUCUCAAUAAUUCCGAAUUCUCACGGGUUAAAAAUUUAGGGUAUCGUGAAAAUUAAGAAGCCGUUUCAUCAUUUGUCACUGCCCCGUAAAAUAAUUUAUCAUAGACGAAGACGAUGUUCCGAAACUGCGCGCCCUUUUCUUAAAACGGAGUCCGGAAGUCCCGGAAGUGCUCAUAGAGGGCGUUGGGCGUUGGAGAGAAAGGCGAAAAAUUAAGACUCAUCAAUCUUUGUUUUAAAAUGUCUUCUGGACGCCCAAUCAAAUGUGUUGUUGUUGGAGAUGGUACUGUUGGUAAAACGUGUAUGUUGAUAUCAUAUACAACUGACAGUUUUCCUGGUGAAUAUGUCCCAACAGUAUUUGACAAUUAUUCUGCACCCAUGGUUGUGGAUGGCAUACCAGUCAGUUUAGGGUUAUGGGAUACAGCAGGACAGGAAGACUAUGAUCGCCUACGGCCCUUGUCCUAUCCCCAGACAGAUGUAUUUUUAAUAUGCUUUAGUGUCACAAGUCCAUCAUCCUUUGAAAAUGUAACAUCUAAGUGGUACCCAGAAAUAAAACAUCACUGCCCAGAUGCCCCCAUGAUUCUUGUUGGAACAAAAAUUGACUUGAGAGAUGAUCGUGAGACACUGACUCUUCUCUCAGAACAAGGGUUGUCACCGAUAAAACGUGAGCAAGGUCAAAAGCUUGCUAAUAAAAUUCGAGCUGUAAAGUAUAUGGAAUGUUCUGCACUGACUCAGAGGGGUCUUAAACAGGUGUUUGAUGAAGCUGUACGUGCUGUUUUACGACCAGAACCUCAGAAGAGACGUCAAAGAAAAUGCAUUGUUAUGUAGUCAUUUAACUAAAGGUACAGAGGCUAAUAUGUGCAGUAAUCUGUGCUUCAGGGUAAGGUAGCCAAUCUGAGUCACCAACUUAACUUCAGCUUUGCUCAAGUUUCUUGAAGUUCUGUUUGUCAUCAGUACACUAGUUUUGAAAAGAAAUCAAUUUCAAUUUGAAACCAAAGAAAUCAGCUGUUACAAUUGAAACCCUGGAGUUGUAAAGAAGCCUGUUUGCAAAAUUUGCUUCUUUCUUCAAACUUUAUUUUUACUUGCAAGCCUUGUGUGUUAGUAUUACAUUACAACCACAAGUGCUUUUUUUUUUUUUUUUUUUUAAACUAACUCUGAGCUGUGCUUUUUAAAUUCAUUUGAGGUGAAGAGUGUUUUAAAAAUAUUAAUGUGUCAAUUUGGAGUAAUAUUUUUAAAAAUUGGGAACUCCUUUUUUGUUUUACUUGUGUCUGACAUAAUUUUAAUUUAUUUUUUGCAUUAUCAUUUUAAUGCAGGAGGCAAUUUCUAGCUAUUAAGCACAUAUCUAUUGUUUUCUCUCAAGCUAUUUAUUAUAUUACUGUAGAUUCCAUGAGACUGAGGUGGUUUGAAUGUGAACUUUCUUCAAUCUACUACUCCUUGUUAAGGUGUUGUGCUUUGGAAGUAUCCAAGAGGAAUGCCUCAUCUAUUUUCUUCCACUAUAGCUGAGUUCAUAAUCUUUGUUUGUUCAAAACCAGUGCCAUUAAGAAAUAUUCAAUACGUAUGUUCAUUUGAAUAACUUUUGCAUUUGUUUUAUAUGUGUUUGAUCUUUUUCAGACGAAAAUGUUUAAUAAGGGGUGGAUUGUAUUUUACAAAAUCUCAUUGUGUGCUUACUAACUCAACUCGAUUCAUCAUUUAAUUUUAUGACAGUUUCUUGCAUUGACUUUGUAAGCUCAUUACAUUAUUCAAUUAUGGACUGAUUUUGCACAAAUACUUUUUGUUUCCUUUCUUUCAAAAUGGCUACCUUCAGUUCAAUUGAAUAUUGGAGGAGUGUGUGGUUUUUUUUUCAAUCACUGCCCUUGUCAUGAUUUUUUCUUGUUAUCUUGGAUAUUUAUAAACUAUUGGCCCUUGCCUCAUAGACACCUUGUUUGUUAGCAUCACUAAUAUUUCAAGAAAGUGAUGAUUUCUCUAACACUGCUUUUUUGAUAAGUCUGAUGAUAUGUGAUUGUGUAUCCCCCUCCCCUCUUCUCUUCCCUUUGUAACUUUUAUCUUAACAAUUGUGUGUGUAUUUUGUUUGUAUCUUAUUUUUAAAUUAUUUGCACUUUUGUGUUUUGAUGCAUGGUUUAUUUAAUGAAGUAGAGUUUUAUUGGGUUCUCUUGUGCCAGUGAUCAUGAGAGUUUGAUUGGUAAUGUACUUGACCGCUUUUAUUGAUUUGGUCAGCUGCAGUCCAAUUUUGCUGACCAGAGGAAAAUAUUUGCAGUACUUCAGCAUUUGUGCUGUAUAUUUGUAUGUUUGUCCAUAGAGCAAUUUUAAAUGGGAUCAUACUAUACAAAGAGGGUAGAUUUUCUGGGAAAAUUUCUGUAUGCUAUGUGAGGACCAGAUCAGGAGUCACUUUCUGUGUAUAUUGUAGUGAUACAUACUCUAACCAAAAUUUCAACUCUGCUAUAUUUUCCCUUUUUAUUGGCCGAGCCUGCCAAAUGUAGGUCCCCAUCAUAUGUUCCCUAUUUUGACAAAAACAGCUUUAUUUUAUUAUUACUACUUUCUCUUCAAUCAGAACAUGCAGGUCCCAGUAAAGUAUUCUCUCACAAUGCACUGCCAUUGUAAUUAAAGAAAUUCUUCUAUACAUUUCUGGUAGAUGCAGCACCUGUGAACCAUGUUAUUGGAGGUGCUAGUCACAAACCAAAGUAGGCCAUAGUUGUUAGAACUAGAGUGUUGCCUUGUUAUGACGUAAUCUAGUCAGUAUAUGCCCAUGUUUUUCAUUUUUCUGCACACUCUUGUAUAUUCUCCCACUGUAUUAUGUUGUUAGUUAUUCCUCAUUGUCAUAGCUGUGACUUGGGGUUAUUAUUACUCAAUUAACCUUUCAUUCAAAACAAAGUAGAAUAUCUGCGACAAACAUGACCUUUUUCUUCUUAGAACAUACUCAAAGCUACCAAAAGGUAUGAGGGAAAGAAGUGUCCUGUGUAACCUUGUGUAACCUAGCAGGCCUAGGUCUGCUGUCAAAGCUGUGACACAUUUUCAUUGCAUGUCUCUUUGAUCUUAAUGUUUCUGGUGCAGUCUCUUUAGUUUGCCGGUGUGUAAGUUUUUGUACCAUUUGUAUCUUACUUCAGUGGCAAAAAUUGAUCAACAAAUAGGUUUUGUGUCAUUUUUUUUGUGAUUUUUCCACAUUUUGUCUGCGAUUCCCCAAACACUGCUCAGCAGUUUCUAAUAUAUUUUGGGUACCUCAAUAUUUUUGUGUUGUUUUUAUUGUAUUUUUUCCAUCUGUAUGAGCUACAUAUAAUAUUAACUUGGAAUGUCAAAUCUCAACUCUUGUGACCAACAAGGAGAUUUUUUUGUCAUUUGUAAUAUUAUUAUAAAUCAUUAAUAAAUUAAUGAAAUCCAAA
Molecule: messenger RNA, 3381 nt
Organism: Thrips palmi
Lineage: Eukaryota; Metazoa; Arthropoda; Insecta; Thysanoptera; Thripidae
Gene: Mtl
Product: ras-related C3 botulinum toxin substrate 1
Exons: 6
Coding region: 248-835 (195 amino acids)
Biological process (GO): small GTPase-mediated signal transduction
Molecular function (GO): GTP binding; GTPase activity
Source: RefSeq, a predicted model, not a curated record